Molecule: messenger RNA, 2107 nt
Organism: Ruditapes philippinarum (Manila clam)
Lineage: Eukaryota; Metazoa; Mollusca; Bivalvia; Venerida; Veneridae
Exons: 19
Coding region: 131-2056 (641 amino acids)
Molecular function (GO): protein binding
Source: RefSeq, a predicted model, not a curated record
UAUGAGCACCGUUUAAAUGUAAACAGGAAGUGUUUUUACCUUUUUCGUGACUGACAAUAAGUGAUAAAUUUACAUGUUUAAAAGUGCUUACAAAGAUUUAACUGCUUAUUUGCCAUGUUAAUGGUUUAAAAUGGGGCCCGUGAAAGAAUCAGAUUUGCUGAAAACCGUGAAAGAUAAUAACAGAACUAAAUUUUUGAAAUAUCUAUCUCCUGAGAAAGGUCGUAAUUCAUCAAAGAAGCUAGGCAUUGUAGAAGAUCAAUCAACACCUGGAGGAAGAAUACGCCUCAAACUAGCUCAUGUAAACAUAGACUGUCACGAGGAGAGUACUGGCUAUACACCUCUAAUUAUAGCUGUUCUUAAUGGAAACAAAGAUAUUGUAGAAGAUUUAUUGUUUCAUUCUGCCGAUGUCAAUUGCCAGGAUGUUAAAGGAAAUACUGCCCUUCAUAUGGCUGUGUUUGCGGGUAAAGUUGACUUGGUAGACAUUCUCCUAAACAACAAAGCAAGGGUAAACAUACAGAAUAGUGAUGAGAACACGGCAUUACAUAUAGCCUGCCAGGCAACCUAUGAGAGUAGAGUACACAUUAUGCUCAAACUUUUACAGAAAGAUGCAGAUCAUAUGUUGUUUAACAAAGAUGGGAAGACACCAUUAGAUAUAGCAGCCAUGUUUAAUAAAACAGAUGCAGUAUCAGUUUUAUUGGAUCAUGAUCAGAAUCUGGAGGAGUGCAAAAGAAAAUCUACACGUUCAAACACAUUAGCCAUGAUUGAGGCCUCGAUAAGGGGCUACAAAGAUGUGGUAGAAAUGAUGUUGGAUUAUGGGUACGACCCUAAUGCACUUGACCAAGACAGGGACACAACUGCAUUAAUGGAAGCUGUUAGAUUUGUGAGGAUUCCUGUUGUGGAAACAUUGUUAAAGUAUGGUGCUAAAACAGAUGUUAAAAAUAGUAAAUCAGAGUCACCUGAAAGUCUGCUCAAAUCUCAGAAACUGCCACAGUCUAUGGUUGAAACAUUUGAAGAAAUGUUUGAAGAAUACAAAAAGUCAGGCGCCACAGAAAGUCCUAGAUUUCUGAAGAUUCUAUCAAGAGGCAUUUCAAUACAAGGAAUUAAAGAUUUUCCUUUGUUGCCAAAUGAUACAUCCUGGACACGGAACACCCUGGAAUAUUGUAAUAGCUGUACCCCAAAUGCUCCAAACACGAACAUUCUUAACGAUGACUUGACUAGUUGUUGGAUAGCUGCAGAAGUUCACCAUGCAUGGACAGUACUUGAUCUCAAAUACCAGCAUACCAUCACUGGAAUCACUAUUUAUGGAUGGGAUAGCCCACAAAUGGUUAGAGCUUUUGAGCUUCAGAAAGGUAGAACACUAGAAGGGCCUUGGUCUACUGUGGUUCCAUGUGCCUGUAUAAAAAUAGGCAGCACAUCCUUGUCAAAACCAGGAGUUCCUCAGACAUUCACAGACUUCACGGCUCGUUCACGUUACUGGCGUUUACUGUUGGUAGACAACCACGGAGGGAAAUGUAUAUGUUUUCACGGUAUACGUUUCUAUGGAGCAGACGACAGAAUCAGACAACUGUUGAAGGAGAACGAUAUGGAUCAUUAUGCAGACGACAUUGUGUCGCUGGGUUUCAACACAUACAAGAAGUUUUUACUGAUAGAUGAUGACUCAUUAAAAGAGGCGGUUAGUGACAAAGAUGAUAGAAACAUUAUUCUUAAAUCUCUAGAGAGAGACAGACCUAAAGAAUUUCAUCCUGCCUCUCUGUCAUGGUUAGUGCCACCUGUCACUUUUGUUAAAGAAGGGGAGGUAAUUCCAGAUUUCAGCAUCAAGUCUUCACCAGGAGUCAAAACAAGAGUGAAGUUGGUUUCUAGUCAAGGUGUACAGAUCAGGGGUGUUACAGAAGUUAUGUUACAGUCAGACUCAUUAACCGACCCUUCUGUUGCUAAAUUCUCAGGCAUUAUAAUAGAUACAGUAGGUAAACAUGUAUUGACGAUACAGUGUGUUGAUUUUGAGAGAGUACAAAUAUGUACACCUCAACCUAUAGAGAUAAGUAAGUACAACAGAUGAACUAUUAAUCUAUUAAAAGAUUAAACUGCUGGAAAGGUGAUUAGACUUUGC